AUGGCGAUGGCACUAACGCUUGGGGUGCAAAUUUCAUUAGUGGAAUCAGCUCUUCCUACUGUCUAUCCUCUCACUAGUUCCACAUGGAGUACCUUCACAUCGUCCGAAUGGAGUACCUUCACAUCGUCCACAUGGAGUACCUUCACAUCGUCCACAUGGAGUACCUUCACAUCGACCGAAUCUACAUCCAGUACCUUCGCAUCGUCCGAAAUCCCUUCCUUCCCCGUACCCGCCUUCACUAAGGUAUCAUCAUACAUCACUGGCCCAAAUCCAGCACAAGCGGUGAGCAUCACAUCGCCCGCCGCAUCAUCCGCUGCAUCGUCCGUCGCAUCGUCACGGUCCGCUAUCUCUUCCCUCGUCGUAUUCUCCUCCGCUAUUCCACAAUCAUCUGUGCCUCUUGGCCCACUCGCACCAACAGCAACAUUCGCGACGAGCAUAGCAUCUACUCCUCAUGUCCCUGUACUAAUUGGCGGAGUAGUUGGCGGAGUGUUAUUCAUCAGCGCCCUUGUCCUUGUGGCGGUGCGUAUGCAUAUGAAAAAGCGCAGGACACUAAAGACAGAAAAAGGUCUGCCAGUCGACGGGCUGCAAGAUGACGACGGGAAGACGCAGGGAGCUAUGCAACCCAGUACCCUCGCUUCCACUUUAUAUGCACAUGCGGACACACGCGAGUUCAGCAGCACGGCUGCACUUGUAGACGACCAGCAAGCAUGCCCGGGAGACAGAGCGUCUCAAGAACAUCCUCGCCGACAUGCAUCCAAGUCAACCACUCGGACGAGGAGAACGGCAAUGUCAACAUCAUACAGCGAUAAGGCACCGACAUACCAUACUACGGGGACGGUGUUAUCGUCAUCGUAUAGCGAUAGGGCACCAACAUACCACACUUACAGCACAGCCAUAGACGAAUUGGUUCCACCACUACCCGGCCGUGUCAUUUACGAGACAGAUGCCGGAAUCCUAUUCACCAGAGACGGAAUCCCAGACACACUUCCACCUCAGUACCAAGAUCUCAGAAGAGACCCACCCACCGCCGCAAAAUCAUAG
Molecule: messenger RNA, 1041 nt
Organism: Fibroporia radiculosa
Lineage: Eukaryota; Fungi; Basidiomycota; Agaricomycetes; Polyporales; Fibroporiaceae
Exons: 2
Coding region: 1-1041 (346 amino acids)
Source: RefSeq, a predicted model, not a curated record